UGGGCAAGCAUCUGUCUCCGUGCGUACAACAGUGCAAACGCCGCGGUGCCGCGGGUGGCGAAAAGGGAACGCUCGCCCUGCAAGGACAGACCGCUGGCUGGCCCCGGUCCUGCCCCGGCCCCCGGGGGCCCGAGUGCCUCGGGGUCAGCGAGCGCCCCUCCUCCGGCCUGAGUCACGGCGCCGCCGGAGUCCCCACGCGAACAUGCUCGGCUGAGCGCGGCCGGGACGCCGCGGGCCCUGGGGCGCAGCGUCGGGCGGUCGGGCUGUGGGGCGCCCAGCGCCGCCACCGCACGCGAAGCCAGGCCCGGGCCCGCGCUCCCCUCCCGGCCGGGACCUUGCAGGCCGGCUCACCGGACCCGCCUCCCAGCCGCGUCCCUGACUCCUCGAGGACGACAGCGGCGCCCGAGCCGUGCGUCCCCGCGCGCUGCCCUCCCUCCAUGGCGUUUAUCCGGAAGAAGCGGCGGGAGCAGCAGCUGCAGCUCUACUCCAAGGAGCGAUUUUCCUUGCUCCUACUUAACUUGGAGGAAUAUUACUUUGAACAACACACAGCUAAUCAUAUUCAGAACAAAGGCGGUCAGUAUGAAAGGAAAAUCAGAGGCUCCUUAAAAAUAUGUUCAAAAUCAGUUAUUUUUGAACCAGAUGUAAUAUCCCAGCCCAUCAUUAAGAUUCCUUUGAGAGAUUGCAUAAAAAUAGGAAAACAUGGGGAAAAUGGAUCCAAUAGACACUUUGCAAAGGCAAAAUCCGGGGAGAUUUCACUCAUUUUCAGUCAGGUGUAUUUCAUUAAAGAACACAACAUUGUUGCCCCUUAUAAAAUAGAAAGGGGCAAGAUGGAGUAUGUCUUCGAACUGGAUGUUUCAGGGAAAGUGGAAGACGUGGUGGAGACCUUGCUUCAGCUUCACAGAGCCUCCUGCCUUGACAAACUAGGGGACCAAACUGCCAUGAUAACAGCUAUUUUGCAGUCACGUUUGGCUAGGACGUCAUUUGACAAAAACAGAUUUCAGAGUGUUUCUGAAAAGCUGCACAUGGAAUGUAAAGCCGAAAUGGUGACACCGCUGGUGACGAAUCCCGGACACGUGUGCAUCACCGACACAAACUUGUAUUUUCAGCCUCUCAAUGGAUACCCGAAACCUGUGGUCCAGAUAACACUCCAGGAUGUCCGCCGCAUUUACAAAAGGAGACACGGCCUCAUGCCUUUGGGCUUGGAAGUGUUUUGCACAGAAGAUGACCUCUGUUCUGACAUCUACCUAAAGUUCUAUGAACCUCAAGAUAGAGAUGACCUCUAUUUUUAUAUUGCCACGUAUCUAGAGCACCACGUCGCAGAGCGCACGGCCGAGAGCUACACGCUGCAGUGGCAGCGCGGGCACCUCUCCAACUACCAGUACCUCCUGCACCUCAACAACCUGGCGGACCGCAGCUGCAAUGACCUCUCGCAGUACCCCGUGUUCCCGUGGAUAAUCAACGAUUACUGCAGCACCGAGCUGGAUUUGUCAAAUCCAGGAACUUUCCGGGAUCUUAGCAGGCCGGUAGGGGCCCUAAACAAGGAACGGCUGGAGAGACUCCUGACCCGCUACCAGGAGAUGCCAGAGCCAAAGUUCAUGUACGGCAGUCACUACUCUUCCCCCGGCUAUGUGCUCUUUUAUCUUGUGAGGAUAGCGCCCGAGUACAUGCUGUGUCUGCAGAAUGGAAGAUUUGAUAACGCGGACAGAAUGUUCAACAGUAUUGCAGAAACUUGGAAAAACUGUUUGGAUGGUGCAACAGAUUUUAAAGAGUUGAUUCCAGAAUUCUAUGGUGAUGAUGUCAGCUUUUUAGUCAACAGUCUGAAGUUGGAUCUGGGGAAGAGACAAGGAGGGCAGACGGUCGAUGAUGUGGAACUCCCACCCUGGGCACGGAGUCCCGAGGACUUCCUCCAGAAGAGCAAGGACGCGCUGGAAAGCAGUUACGUGUCAGAGCACCUCCACGAGUGGAUCGAUCUAGUAUUUGGCUACAAGCAGAAAGGGAGUGAUGCCGUUGAGGCCCACAAUGUAUUUCAUCCCCUGACCUAUGAAGGAGGCGUAGACUUGAACAGCAUCGAGGACCCUGACGAGAAAGUGGCCAUGCUGACCCAAAUCCUGGAGUUUGGCCAGACACCAAAACAGCUCUUUGUGACCCCACAUCCUCGACGAAUCACCCCAAAGCUGAAAACUGUCACCCUGGCCUGCAGUCCUGAUGAUCCCAUGGCGGAUUCUCCAGUCUCUCCAGGUGAAGAGUCUUUUGAAGACCUGACCGAAGAAAGUAAAAGCCUGGCCUGGAAUAACAUCACCAAACUGCAGUUACAGGAGCAAUAUAAAAUCCACAAAGAGGCAGUUACCGGAAUAGCGGUCUCUUGUAACGGGUCUUCCGUGUUUACAACCUCACAAGAUUCCACCCUGAAGAUGUUCUCCAAGGAAUCCAAAAUGCUACAAAGAAGUAUAUCGUUUUCAAAUAUGGCUUUAUCAUCUUGUUUACUUUUGCCAGGAGAUGCCACUGUCAUUAGUUCUUCGUGGGAUAAUAAUGUCUAUUUUUACUCUAUAGCAUUUGCAAGACGCCAGGACACGUUAAUGGGACAUGACGAUGCCGUUAGUAAGAUCUGUUGGCAUGACAACCGACUGUAUUCAGCAUCGUGGGACUCUACCGUAAAGGUGUGGUCUGGUGUUCCUGCAGAAAUGACAUGCACCAGGAGACAGCAGUUUGACAUGCUGGCCGAGCUGGAGCACGACGUCAGCGUAGAUACAAUUAGUCUAAAUGCUGCAAGCACAUUGUUGGUGUCAGGCACCAAAGAAGGCACAGUGAAUAUUUGGGACCUCACUACAGCCACCUUAUUGCAUCAGAUCCCGUGCCAUUCAGGGACUGUAUGUGAUACUGCUUUUAGCCCAGACAGUCGCCAUGUCCUCAGCACAGGAAAAGAUGGCUGUCUAAACGUCAUAGAUGUGCAGACAGGAAUGCUCAUCUCUUCUCUGACUUCGGACGAGACCCAGAGAUGCUUUAUCUGGGAUGGAAAUUCUGUUUUAUCUGGAAGUCAGUCUGGUGAACUGCUUGUUUGGGACCUGCUCGGAGGAAAAAUCAGUGAGAGAAUACAGGGCCAUGCGGGUGCUGUGACAUGUAUAUGGAUGAAUGAACAGUGUAGCAGUAUCAUCACGGGAGGGGAAGACAGACAAAUUAUGUUCUGGAAAUUGCAGUAUUAAGUGCCUUUUCCUCUCUUGAAUGUUAAGUUGAACUCUAUUUAAUGUAUUUUUAAACCAGACUUUUAAAUGAACUGGUGAAUGUGCAAUGAUAGUAAUUAGAAGUUUUACCACAUGAGACAUUUGUGGUUUUAAACUUCCUAAAUCAUGGCGACUUCACUGAAAGCCAUUAGUUGCCAUCCUCUUAGGCAGACAAAGAUAUGACAGUGUUAGGAAAACAUUACAUUUGAAAGGUGGAUGGUCAUCCUAGUAUGCUGAUGGUCAGAAGGCAGGUUUGGGUGGCAAAGAGAAGUAGCUAAGAGAUACUAAACUAAGAUGGGAAACUUUCAGGAAACUGAGCAAUUUUGAAUUUUCCAAGAAAACGUUCAGUAUUCUCUACUACUUCUGAGUCACUCUAUUUUGUCUUCCUAAUCUAAGAAUUGCUGCCCACUGGGUUUUUGGGUAUGUUUUCUUGGAGUGGUUACUUUGUAUAACCUACUGUCCUCAGAUUCUAAGAACCUGGGGAAUGAUUAGCAAUUAAGUUUACUGUGUAUAGGAACGGUUUAUUUCAUUAUAGCUAUUAAAUGCUCAUCUUUUCUACAUUAAAGAUAUUUUUCUGUAAUGAAA
Messenger RNA from Mustela lutreola (European mink), 3803 nucleotides. RefSeq names its product neutral sphingomyelinase activation associated factor (gene NSMAF). The coding region runs from base 438 to 3200 and encodes 920 amino acids. The transcript is spliced from 31 exons. Gene Ontology annotation, molecular function: protein binding. Lineage: Eukaryota; Metazoa; Chordata; Mammalia; Carnivora; Mustelidae. The record is from RefSeq and is a predicted model, not a curated record.